ACAAUAGGAAAUAAAAAUAAAGCUUUAACAGUGAGAUUCAUUAUUACUACCCACAAGCUCAAGAAACCACUGUCGGUAAAUUCUUACAGAGCCCACCAGCCAAUCUUCCUUCCUCUAGUUGUCUCUGCUUUUUAUUUUUGUCCGAAUUUGCUUUUCCAUCAUUUCCGUAUCCCACCUUAAAGACUUCCAUUUCUUAGUCAACUGUGAGGUUUGUUUUAUAAGUGUCUGUCAGGUUUUCCGGCAGAGCCAUUUACAGCUAUUUUGCUUGAGUGAUUUUCAAGUAAAGUCAUAUCCUGUUGUCUCCAAGUAACCUUUUUGCAUAUUUUCCUUCUAUUUUAGGUUUGUUUCAUUGAGAAUUUCCCUUGUUUAGCUUAUUUGGAGGAGGGGCAUUUUUUUCUUUUUUUUUACACUGUUAUUUCAUGGGGUUUUGGAGAUUCUAUGGUAUUUUAUCAAAUCUGGGUGAUUCAUAAAAUCUCUGUUUCUAUCACCAGUACUCCUUGAAAUUUGAUGUUCUUAAAGGAUCAAAUGCUUGUAAAUUAAGCUAAACCAGGAAGACUUUAUUAGAUUCACAAAACAUGGACUACGGAAAUGAAAUUUCGUCCUCUCUAACCUUUGCCGCAACCUCUUAUUUAUCAAAUGUGUCUGGAAAUCAUCUCACAGAAGCUGCAGCCACAAGUGCGGACCCUGGGGCCGACCCUGAAAUUUUGAGCUUGAGCAGGCUCAGUGGCAGCCUUGAAAAGUUAUUGGUUGAUGAAGAAUAUGAUUUCUACAAUGAUGCUGAGAUUGUUGUGGAAGGCAAUGUUGCAGUGGGUGUGAAUAGGUGCAUAUUGGCUGCUCGGAGUCAGUACUUCCAUGAACUUUUUACAAAAGGGAGAAAUGAUAGUUCCACGAAGGAGCAAGGCAAGCCAAAGUAUCUGAUGUCUGAGUUACUUCCUCAUGGUCGGGUGGGGUAUGAAGCCUUCAAAGUUUUCUUAAACUAUUUAUAUACCGGCAAGGUUAAGCCAUCACCGAGGGAAGUUUCAACAUGUGUGGAUGAUACUUGUUCCCAUGAUGCCUGCGGCCCUCUGAUUAAUUAUGCUUUGGAAUUGAUGUAUGUUUCUGCCACUUUCCAGAUGAAAGAGCUGGUUUCAAAUGUUCAGCGCCAUCUUCUGGAUAUUGUUGAGAAGGCGCUUGUGGAAGACGUAAUCCCAAUUCUUGUGGCAGCGUUUCAUUAUCAGCUUAACCAGCUUCUAUCUGACUGCAUCCAAAAAGUGGUAGUAUCGGAUCUUGAUGUUGUAUGUCUAGAGAAAGAACUGCCUCAGGAAGUUUAUGGAAUGAUCAGGUCACUACGUCUCAAACCUCAGCAAGAGGCUGAGCCUGGUGUAGUGGAGUUAGACUCACCAAUCCUUGAAAAGAGAAUCAGGAGAAUCCUCAAGGCACUGGAUUCUGAUGAUGUUGAAUUGGUCAAGCUUCUUCUGAAGGAAUCCAAUGUCACAUUAGAUGAUGCUUAUGCACUCCACUAUGCUGCUGCCUACUGUGAUCCGAAGAUUGUUAAUGAGUUGCUUAGUCUUGGGUUGGCUGAUCUCAAUCUCAGGAACCCCCGAGGGUACACAGUUCUUCAUGUCGCUGCAAGACGCAAGGAACCAUCAGUGCUGGUGGCACUGCUGAACAAGGGAGCCUGUGUGGCAGAAACUACAUUUGAUGACCAAACUGCCGCUUCUAUUUGCAGGAGACUAACUCUGCUCAAGGAUUAUAAUGAGAACAAAAAGCAGGGGGAGCUAUCCAAUAAAGAUCGUUUAUGCAUUGGUAUCCUUGAGAGAGAGCGGAAUUCAGAAUCUGAGAAUCUGGGAAUUUCAUCACAAGUGAUAGCUGAUGAUUUACACAUGAAACUGGAUUACUAUGAAAAUCGAGUCUCAUUCGCACUGUUGUUGUAUCCUGCGGAAGCCAAGGUGGCUAUGGAAAUUGCAGAUGCAGAUUCAAACACGAGGAAAGUUGAUUUGAAUGAAUCACCUACCAUACAGACCAAAAGGCUUCAAUUGAGAUUGCAAACCCUGAUUAAAACAGUGGAAACUGGCAAGCGAUACUUUCCGCAUUGUUCAGAAGUGCUAGACAAGUUUCUGGUGGAUGAUAUGUCGGAUGCUUCCUUAUUUGAAGAAGGCAGUUCAGAAGAGCAGAUAAGGAAGAAAAGGCGAUUCACAGAACUGAAAGAGGAGCUGCUGGAGGCAUUUCACAAGGACAAAGCUGAUCAAAAGAAUAAUAAUAACAAUAAUAAUAGGUUUUGUGCUUUGUCACCCUCAUCCUCAUCAACCUCAUCUUCUGCAAAGCAGGGUGGUGCGCCUUACAAGCCUAGAAGAAAGUGAUGUCUGUAUCGAUUAGAUUUUACUCUUUCAUUCUGUUCUUCACAGAUUCAUGUUCUGGCAUUUCAGCAAGGUUGGUGCUGCUUGAUGAAAUUUAUCCUGAUCUAUUUUUUA
Durio zibethinus is the source of this 2450-nucleotide messenger RNA. RefSeq names its product BTB/POZ domain and ankyrin repeat-containing protein NPR1-like. NCBI's taxonomy places the organism in Eukaryota, Viridiplantae, Streptophyta, Magnoliopsida, Malvales, Malvaceae. Gene Ontology annotation, cellular component: nucleus. Gene Ontology annotation, biological process: regulation of jasmonic acid mediated signaling pathway; defense response to bacterium; regulation of salicylic acid mediated signaling pathway. The record is from RefSeq and is a predicted model, not a curated record. Gene Ontology annotation, molecular function: protein binding.